Arachis ipaensis is the source of this 1917-nucleotide messenger RNA. Its product is annotated as UDP-glycosyltransferase 71K1. Lineage: Eukaryota; Viridiplantae; Streptophyta; Magnoliopsida; Fabales; Fabaceae. Gene Ontology annotation, molecular function: UDP-glucosyltransferase activity. The record is from RefSeq and is a predicted model, not a curated record.
UUGCUUUACAUAAAAAAUAAUGAAACCUAAUCGGGAAAGUGAAAGGUCUCAUCAUCAUUUCCCACUUGUCUUGUGUGAUGGAGAAAAUUUCUUCAGUAGUGUUUGUUAAAUGAAUAUUUUCCGACAAUAAGACAAAGGGAUCUAUAACGUUGUUUCACCUUUUUAUGUAUGAUUAUAAAAGCUAAGGUGAAACAUAAGCAGAAGAAAUCAUCUCCCACCACACAGAGAAUUGAGAUCAUGGAGACCAAUAGAGCAGAGUUGAUCUUCAUUCCCACUCCAGGAUUUGGCCAUUUAGUUUCAGCUCUUGAACUUGCAAAGAUCUUAAUCAACUAUGACAAUGACCUCUCUAUCACAAUCCUCUACAUCAAGUUCCCAUUCGCUCCCUCUGCAGAUUCACACAUCAAAUCCGUUGUAUCCUCAUGGCCUCAGAUCAAACUCAUUGAUGUCCCCGAAGUAGAGCUGCCACCGCAGGAGGUUCUAAUGAAAUCCGUAGAACACUACAUCUUAGUCUUCAUGGAGAGCCUCAAACCCCAUGUGAAGAACACUAUACAAAAGAUGUCAUCUUAUGAUGACUCUGAUUCAAACCCUGUUAUUGGGUUGGUCUUGGAUUACUUCUGUUUGCCCAUGGUUGAUGUGGCAAAAGAACUUGGUGUCCCUUCUUACAUGUUCAUGACAUCAAAUGUUGGGUUUACUGCUCUCAAUGUUGCUCUCCUCGAACGCAAAAUCGAUGAUCCGUUCACCGAUUCUGAUACUGAUUUGUUGAUUCCAGGUAUAUCUAGUCCAGUUCCUUCAAAUGUUUUACCUAGUGCUGCAUUUAAUAGAGAUGGAUAUGCUGCAUAUUAUAAGCUUGCUCAGAAGUUCAAAGACACCAAAGGGAUCAUUGUUAAUUCUUUUUAUGAGGUAGAGAAGCAUGCUAUUGACGCGCUGUCUGAUGUAAAAACAACUCCUAUCUAUGCUGUUGGUCCUUUGAUUGAUAUCAAAGGUCAUCCGAAUCCGAAGUUAGACCAAAUGCAGCAUGACAAGAUAUUGAAAUGGCUUGAUGAGCAGCCAGAUUCUUCUGUUGUGUUUCUAUGUUUUGGGAGCAUGGGAAGCUUUGGUCCCUCUCAAACAAGAGAAAUAGCAACGGCGCUUCAGCACAGUGGAAUUAGGUUCUUGUGGGCUAUGCGCUUGCCACCAAACUCGGACAAUACAGAUAGAACCUUACCAGAAGGGUUUCUGGAAUGGAUGGAAGGCAGAGGAAUGAUAUGUGGUUGGGCACCACAGGUGGAGGUUCUUGCUCAUAAGGCCAUUGGUGGCUUUGUGUCGCAUUGCGGGUGGAACUCUAUUUUGGAGAGCUUGUGGUUUGGGGUGCCGACAUUGACAUGGCCUAUCUAUGCGGAACAACAGUUGAAUGCUUUUCGGAUGGUUAAAGAAUUUGGGUUAGCAGUGGAGCUGAGACUGGAUUAUAGGACUGGUAGUGUUGUAAUGGCAGAUGAGAUAGAAAAUGGGUUGAAAAAAUUGAUGGACAGAGAUAAUGUGGUGCAUAAGAAGGUGCAAGAGAUGAAAAAUAUGGCUAGAAAAGCUGUCCUGAAAGGUGGGUCUUCUUUCACAUCUCUGGGAGAACUUAUUAAUAAUAUGAAAGGCAGCAUGUAAUGGGUAAUAGCUAUUGUUGUAUUUGAUGUUGCUGCUUCCUUAUAAUCAAUAUACGUAGCUAAAUUAUUUAAAUGGCUAUGGCCUGUCUAAGCCAUUCCUUAGUGAAAUGAGUUGAAAAUUGUUGUAGUAGUUUGUUGAUCAAGAUUUUAUUUGAGUAACUACUACUAUUAUUCUAUCAAUUCUAUAUUGCUUUCCAAUUUUUGCCCUUUAUGGUAAAAGAUAUAAGCCCCAAGUUACCUGAAAAUGUCUUAAGUAUGAUUGUUAAUAUUGCAGAUAUUUUGCUAA